Molecule: messenger RNA, 2382 nt
Organism: Calidris pugnax (ruff)
Lineage: Eukaryota; Metazoa; Chordata; Aves; Charadriiformes; Scolopacidae
Product: chromosome unknown open reading frame, human C1orf116
Exons: 5
Coding region: 249-1733 (494 amino acids)
Source: RefSeq, a predicted model, not a curated record
GCGCUGCCUGCACCUCUCCCUGCGCUGCCUGCACCUCUGCCUGUGCUGCCUGUUUCUCUGCCUGCACUCCUGCCUGCAAGCAAAGCCGCUCUGGCAGGGCUGCGAGCCGGCACACCGCGCAGGCACCCAGCUGCUCCAGCCCAGAAAAGCAAAGAAGUCCUGGGAUAGGCACGGCUGGGACAAGGAUCUGGACGGCGUGGAGCGACGGACGUCCUGCCGGGAUAUUGCCCCCCGUGCCAGGCUGUGAUAUGCCUAGGAAGGAGCUGGGGAUGGCUGGCUGCAACUCCGGCAGCUGCGACAGCAUGGUCAGCACGGCCUCCAACCACUCGCAGCGGAGUGAUAACAGUUACGACUACUUAUCUGUGGAAGAGAAAGAGUGUUUGAUGUUCUUAGAAGAAACGAUUGGCUCACUGGACACAGAAGCAGACAGUGGGGUCUCAACUGAUGAGACCGACCACGUGGAACCCUCCAAGCAGCCCCGGACGUGGCCUAAGAGAGACUCCAUUCCCCGGGAUUUGGAAAAUGGGACUCCCCAUCUGAGCACAGGUCCGCAGCAUGCAACUGAACAGAAGAGCGGUAAGAGCAUCUCCUCCUUCUCAAGCUCGGCUCCAGCAGCAGUUCCAAGCCCAGGCUAUUACAGUCUUCCAAGGAACAUCACCGUGGCAAAUGCACAAAGAGCAAACAGAGCUUCUGACAGCAAAGCGACUGUCUGCAUGGUGGAGGACCCAGUGCCAGUAGGUAAAUCUUCACAGGACAUGGCCAAGGAGGACAGGCUUGACCAAGCCAACGCAAGAAGCCAGAUGAAGUCCCUGGAAUCUUUGAUCAUUGAACCUCCAGACCCCUUCCAGGAUGACCUGGUGAGCCUCGAGUGGUCACGGAGCAAUUGCUCAGCCAAGGAGACCAAGACUUGGACUUCAUGGGGCCAGCCAGAGAAAUCCACAUUGGAAGAGGCCCCUCAGGACCCAGAUGCCAAGCGCGGGCCUCCAACUGCCCCCAAGCCACGGAAAUUGCCACCAAAUAUUAUCCUGAGAACCAGCAAAAACAGCCCAGUGCCACUCGCCACGGAGCCUGGCCAGAAGGUAAAAGCACCACCACUGUCCUCGGGCAGCUCUCAGUCCAGCUCUGCCAGCAAUACUGCUGCUGAAAAAGCAAAUUCAGGGCAUCUUGACCCCAAAGAGAGGGAAAAAGCCCGGCGGGAGGCGUUGGAGAAGCUUGGACUGUCACAGGACAGGAGGGACCCCAGCACCCACCUUCAACCUACCGUGCAACCCCAACCAAGGGAGAUGCCAUUCCAGGUCACUGGUGAGCCUGAGGGACACCGUGGGCCAGUGGAGAGGUUGGUUCCAGGUAUCCGGCAGAUGAACUUCAAAUCCAACACCCUGGAGCGCUCCGGUGUGGGGCUGAGCAGCUACAUGACCAGUGCCAAGGAGCAGAACGUCAAGACCAGCAGCUCCCUGGGCAAGAUGUCCUUCAUCGAGCGGCUUGCCCCCAGCUUCCUCAGGAGCAGCCGGCCCCGGCCGACAUCCAUGGUGGCAGGGAAGGACUUUGCUGGGCUGAAGGAGCUGGAGAAGGCUCAUGUGGAGCCAGAGAAGAGCAGCAAGCGGCGAUCCCACCCACUGCAGAGCUUUCCCAAGCCACCCCGCUCCAGUGUCAGUGUGAAGAUUUCCCCCAAGGGGGCAACCGAUGAGAACCGGCGAGAGGCACUGAAGAAGCUGGGUCUGCUGAAGGAAUAGCCCCAUGAGCCACGGGGCUGCUGGAAAAGGGGCUUUUCAUCCCGGAUCCACGUGCCUUCACUGCCUGUCCUCGGGCAGCACAACCAUCAGCAUCUUCUGCUGUGAUCUCCUGCCCCACCAUCUUGGGAGCGGCGCCACGAGAGGGGUUUGGAGCUUCACACCAAACAAAGUAGUGCCCCAUGUACAUAAUAUUUUGUAUAUAGCAAGUGUAUAUGAGCUAUUUAUAUAAAGCAUCACUCAGCACGUGGAUGGGGCAUGUUCUCCUACAAGGUCUUUAAUACAUUUGGGGAUUCAUCGCAACAGGGAAGCCACGGAAUUGGGGGUUUGGCUUAUUUUAAAAGGGGGCUGCCUGUGGAUAAAACCUCUCCGGGAAGAACUGCAGGACUCUGCUGCUCCUUUAGCAUUUUGCAUUUUGUUUUUGUUUUUUAACUUUCUCAAAGCCUCCAAGGCCUGAGCACUCAUCUGCCCCAUGAAAGUGCCUCCUAAAAGCCACCGCUGCCACUGGCAAAGCUGUGAGCACUGGAGGGGGCUCAGCAAUGCUCCCCCCCUGCACAAGUGCUCCUUGUACAGCACCCAUGGGCGAGGGGCUGCAGAGGGUCCUGCUGCCUCCUCUGCUGCCCAGCUGCUCCCUCCAGCCCGGGUUAGAAGA